AUGGCAGCGGCUCUAUACCGAUUCAUCAGCAAAUCCUCAGACAAGUGCCACGCAUUCUUCCAUGCUUUGAAGGGAAAAAGCCGACGCAGCUUCGAGUGGACUUCGGAUUGUGACGCCGCUUUAGCCGAACUCAAAGAAUACUUAAACUCGGCCCCUCUGAUGGUAAAAUCCAAGGAGUUCGAAACUUUAUAUCUCUACCUCGCCGUGUCCGCCCACGCAACCAGUUCUGCACUCGUGCGGCGGGAUGGCGCCAUUGACAUGCCAAUAUACUUCACAAGCAAGACGCUUCUCCCAGCUCAAACUUGUUACCUGCCACUUGAAAAGGUCUUCAAGUGGGCAGUAGAGCUAGCAAACUUUGAUAUCCGUUUCGAACCACAAACGGCAAUCAAAGGACAAGUUCUUGCUGACUUCAUUACUAAACUUACUCCAGAAGAUACUGAACUUCUCAACAUACCCAUCCCAACACACACCGUCGCCGAGCAUCAAUUGUUGCCGAAACCUUGGCACCUUUUCCAAGGUGACAUCUGGCGUCUGCAUGUUGACGGAGCAUCCAACAGCAACGGAGCAGGGGCCGGGGUCGUCCUAGUCUCCCCCUGUGGAACACUACACGAAAGUGAUAUCAACAUCGACUUCCCCGCCACCAAUAACGAAGCUGAAUAUGAAGCGCUCCUAGCUGGCUUACGCUUUGCGGUUGCGAUGGAAAUUUCCAACCUUGUCAUUUACUGUGACUCCCAACUCAUAGUUAACCAAGUACUGGGGGACUAUGAGGCUUGGGAUCCGCAGAUGUCAAAAUACCAGGCAACCGUAGCCGAACUGAUCACCCACUUCCACAAUUUCAAAAUCGAACAGAUCAACCGCGAACACAACGCGCAUGCCUACGCACUCAUUGGCCUUGCCUCAGCUUCUAAAGCCACCGAAUUCCGGACAAUCAGCUUCAGCAACAUCGACCACCCAAGCUUUGAUGCCACUCCAAAGGUUCUCAACGUUGAACUCGGCCCAAGCUGGAUGGACGAGAUAAUUGUGUUUCUCAAACAUGAUACUCUACCAGUAGACAAAAAGGAAGCUUAUCGCAUCAGGAACAAAGCCGCUUACUACUGGCUCUCUGAAAGCGGCCAACUCUACAGGAAAUCUAUCUCCGGCCCAUAUCUCCUCGUGGUCCACCCAACCCAAGUUCAAGAGAUUCUCGCCGAACUUCACUCAGGGAGUUGUGGCUGCCACUCCGGCGGCCGAUCACUUUGCCAACGAGCAUUGAGUCAGGGAUACUUCUGGAAAAACAUGAAGAAAGACUGUGAAGACACUGUUCGCAAAUGCCGACCAUGCCAACUUUUUUCUCCCAUUCCAAAGCAACCCGCCCAGAACCUCUCCCCCAUCACCAGUCCUUGGCCCUUUGCACAAUGGGGGCUUGAUAUCGUCGGAAAACUGCCAACAGCUCCAGGAGGAUUCAAGUUUGGAGUCCCUUACGCCAUUGUAUCAGACAACGGAAGCCAAUUCAUUGGUAAAGACCUCACCAGCCUCUGUGUCAAAUUUGGGAUACGCUUCUUCAACUCUACUCCAGCAUACCCACAAGGGAAUGGACAAGCCGAGGCAACAAACAAGACUGUCUGCGCCGGGAUCAAGCGCCGAUUAAACUCCAAGAGAGGAAAAUGGGCUGAGGAACUACCACGUGUUCUUUGGGCUUACCGUUCUACCCCCCGGCGCUCAACAGGCCAAACUCCCUUUUCAAUGGCAUUCGGUAUGGAGGCGGUAAUUCCACUAGAAUCCAAGUUCCCCACUCUGAGAACAGAAAACUUCGACCCAAAGACUAAUGAUGACGCCAUAGAAUAG
Messenger RNA from Rhododendron vialii, 1824 nucleotides. RefSeq lists its product as uncharacterized. Bases 1 to 1824 code for a protein of 607 amino acids. Lineage: Eukaryota; Viridiplantae; Streptophyta; Magnoliopsida; Ericales; Ericaceae. The transcript has 3 exons. The record is from RefSeq and is a predicted model, not a curated record. Gene Ontology annotation, biological process: DNA integration. Gene Ontology annotation, molecular function: nucleic acid binding; RNA-DNA hybrid ribonuclease activity.